CGUCGCCAUCAAAGCCAAAUCAAACUCCAAACACAAGAGAGAUUGAUAAAGAAUUGUUUUUAUCAUUGUUAUUCUUGUAACUUCACCUUGGAUAUGCCUUGUGUUUUGAUGGAACAUGUCGUCUUUGCCUUAGAAUUGUUUUGAACCCCCCACUCAUGAUCACCAGCUCACUCUUCUUCCAAGACUCGAUUUUUUUUUUACAUGUAAUGCUUGUGGCCUCAAGGGAGAUCAAAGCCCUUACAUAUGUGUUCCAUGUGGUUUCAUGAUUCAUCAAGACUGUCUUGGCCUUCCACGGGUCAUUAACAUCAAUCACCGUGUUCAUCUACUUUUUAUCAAUGGAGACUGUUUUUCCUUCCAAGACUAUUGUUUCUCCUAAUGUUUUCAGCUCUACGUUUUCUGCAAUAUCUUCCCUUGAGAACGAAGAGCACAGUAACCCUCAGUCUUACAUGUAAAAUGCUUGGUAAAGGUUUGUUAUAAAAAAAAGUCUGAUUGAUAUGUUUCAUAUAUUAUCCCGGGUUUGAAACUCUGGACUCAAUGAAUCAGAACAUGCUCGAGGAAAGAUUUUAAACAGCUGAAACGAUGUCUCUAUAAUGAUACAUCCAAGAAAGACAGUGACGACAAUGAACCAGAAUUAUUUCUCAGCUGAUCGUCUAUCUAAAUAACAAAAGUGAUGCAUAACCUUCAACUUAGGUCAUGGUCAUCAAAAUAGUUGCAACUAUAAUGAGAAAAAAAUCUGUAAGGCUAUCCUGAAAGAGGCAAAUGCUGCCAGAACUAUAGCUUCUUGAGCGUCCACCAUCUUUCUUCGUUACGGUUAUGCAGCUGAUAAGUGACAAUACUACGCAUUUGGAGAAAAAGCAAAAAGAAAACCAGAAAAGUAAAAGAGAAAACAAAGCUGACAACCCCACCUUAAGCAUAGGGAACCUUUUCUUUAUCGAAAUAUGAAAACAAAGAAACUUGAGAGGGGAUAAUGUUUGAGUGGCCAGAGAAAGAGAUAUAGCUUUGAGAAAACACACCACACCAUUAUUCAAGAGAUCUAUCUCCAUUAUUCAAUCUUUCCUUCUUCUUCUUCAUCUUCUUUAGUAUACUAGAGAGCAAAAUGGAAUCUGAGGGAGGAGUGUUGUUACCAUUGUUUCACGAGCAUCCUAUGACGCCUUGGAAUGAUCAUCAUAUGAGGAAAGGCGAUUGCUGUGAUUGCUUUGAACCUCAGAGUGAUGGCUACUAUUGUAAACUCUGUGAUUUCUUCGUGCACAAGAAGUGUGGCGACGAGCUGUCUGAAUUCAUCAGCGACCACCCAUCUCACCCCGAUCACACUCUCCGGCUUCAAGAAAAACGAGAAGAUCACGUAUGCUAUAUAUGUGAUAGUAAAAUCCAAAAUCUAUCCUAUCGUUGCGAGAUGUGUGACUUCCACAUGGAUCUACACUGUGCCAAGUACCCACCACCAGAUAUUAUUGAAAAUUUUGAGAUGCAUCCCCACAAGCUCACAUUUGUCAAGGAACUGAGCGCCUUCCACUCCUUUCAUGUGGAAUGUGUAUGGCACCCAGCAGCACUAGAGCACUCAACAGAGGUAAACCACCCUUAUCACUCCUUGCAUCCUCUUAAGCUAUUCAAGGGUCCACCACCUGACUAUUCUGAUGGUAAAUGUCGUCUUUGCGGAAGAAAGGUUGAUAAAGAAUUGUUUUAUCAUUGUUCUUCUUGUAACUUCACCUUGGAUUGGCGUUGUGUUGUGAAUCCGCCACCACAAUCUCUUUUGAACUUGAAAGCUCAUGAUCACCAACUCAAGCUUCUUCCAAGACUGCUUUCAUUCACAUGUAAUGCUUGUGGGCUCAAGGGAGAUCGAAGCCCUUACAUGUGUGUUCAAUGUGAUUUCAUGAUCCAUCAAGGCUGUCUUGGUCUUCCUCGUGUCAUUAACAUCAAUCGACAUGAUCACCGUGUUUCUCGUACUUUGCUUCUUGGUGAUGGUGCUAUGAAUUCUGUAUGCGAAGUUUGUCACAAGAAGGUGGACUGGACUUGUGGAGGAUUUUCUUGUCAGACGUGCCCUAACUAUGUUGUUCAUUCUAAAUGUGCUACCAGAUAUGAUGUUUGGAACAUGAAAGAGCUUGAAGGAGUACCUGAAGAAGAAGAAGAUAUAGAACCAUAUGUGGUGAUAGACGACAACACAAUACAACAUUUCAGCCACAAAGAGCAUUACCUCAGAUUCAAUGAGAAUGGUGUUUUGUAUGAGGAUACCAAACGAUGCAGCGCAUGCACCCAUCCCAUUGGUCUCCAAUCCUUUUAUGGAUGUAUGGAUUGUGAUUUUUCUCUCCAUCAGUGCUGUGCUAAAUGUCCUAAAAAGAAAAGGCAUGUGUUACACAAUGAACGGCUCACUUUAUUUACAAACAAGGAGCUAGAUACCUUCGGAUGUUAUGCUUGCAGUCGAAUGUGCAAUGGAUUCAUAUACAAGGAUCGGUAUACGAAGUUGGAUGUCUUGUGCGGUUCAGUUUCUGAGCCAUUUGAACGUCAUCACCACCAUCCCUUAUAUUACACUUUCGUAUUAUCUGACAAUUCCAUUGAAGAGACGGGAAUAUGCAAUGGUUGCAACAAUAAGGAAUAUCGUCUACUCAAGUGCAUUGAAGAUGAUUGUGGAUUUGUAAUAUGCUUCAAAUGUGCCACUCUACCACAAGUGGUAAAGCACAGAGUAGAUGAUCAUCCUCUCUCACUAUGCUAUGUGGAAGAAGAAGAGGCAAGUGGUAAAUACUGGUGCGACAUCUGUGAGAGAGAAACCGAUCCAAAGAAAUGGUUCUACACGUGUAAAGAUCACUUGGCUAGUUUGCAUACAAAAUGUGUGCUCGGAGACACUGCAGGACUCAUGCCAAGAAGCGUACCAAAGUUGUUGGGCAUACCGCAUGAGGUGGUGCUGAAUAAUAGUGUAACUCGCCCAUUUUGCAUUCGGUGCAAGUCUCGUUGCAUGUACCCUAUCUACCUCAAGGUGCUUGGGUCCCCAGAUAUAUGCUUUUGCUCUGUUGAGUGCUCUCUUGUUUACGUUUGAUAUGGGAAGAGGUAGAGCGAAAUGAACAAUCAUAAUAUUAAUAAAUAUUAAUAAGCCAUGGAGGCAAAGCAUAGGUUGAUGAUUAUAUUCUCUCACUAUGCUAUGGAGAAAAGGAAAAGAAAAAUUUACACUUAGACAUACUUUAUCUCUACUCUAUAUCACUUUAGCAUACUUUUCCCAUGUCAAGUACUUUUGUACGUGCUAUUGUCUAAAUUACCCCUGAAAUUAAUUAUCUUUCUAUUUCCCUUACUUUUAUCGUGACCCAACUCUUUGUGAAGCUUUACCUUUCUCUUUUUUUCCUUUUAUUCUUCAAUACAAAUUUUUAUUUCACGAGAAAAGAAUCCAAAAAAUAAAAAAAUAUUUAAAGAGGCGAUUCAGUUGGAAGUGAUGAUGACAAAGUUUUCUUCGACGGUGGAAGCGUUAGAUUUCAAGGAAGCUUAACGUUCAUAGGUGAAGUUCGCUCGCUCUCACCGCGUCGUUGAGUCAGAUCUGAGUCACCUUCUAUUCUUCACUUUUUUCUUGCUCGUAGAUAUCGAGAUGAAAGAUAAUGAAACCAAAGGUUAAGCGAAGAAUAGUGAUGCCAUAUACCUUUUAAUCAUAAAUAUGGUGGAUUUAUGAUUUUCUUCCUCUAUAUUUUGAUUUUUUUUGUUUAAUGGACGGUGAGAUUCAAAACGAGAGGUGAGAAAGCUGGAAGAAAAGAAAAAGAUCCAAAGCUUAUAACCACACUUGCCUAACCACAUCAAUAAGCCAAUGAACCAAAUUUUAUAACCAUACUUGCUUAUAAAAUAAUUUCUCCAUAACCACAAUUAUUGAAUUGUAAUGGUCAGCAAAAAGUUAUUAAAAAACAAAUUAUGAAUCUCAAAGAAAUGACCACAAUUUUUUAAUGAUCAUACCUAUACUAUGAUCUUGACCACAAAUGUAUGUUCUUACUAACUGCACCUUCUAUUAUAACAUAACAACUCAUUCCCAAAUCAACCAUACAUUACGUUAAUAUGCAUAACUAAAAAAAAUUUACUAUACAGUUAAACACAAAAUAAAAAAAACUUCUUAU
Molecule: messenger RNA, 4076 nt
Organism: Brassica rapa (field mustard)
Lineage: Eukaryota; Viridiplantae; Streptophyta; Magnoliopsida; Brassicales; Brassicaceae
Source: RefSeq, a predicted model, not a curated record